Molecule: messenger RNA, 2238 nt
Organism: Taeniopygia guttata (zebra finch)
Lineage: Eukaryota; Metazoa; Chordata; Aves; Passeriformes; Estrildidae
Source: RefSeq, a predicted model, not a curated record
CAAACCAAAACAAAAUACGGAACAAAAAACCAAACAAACAAAAUAUCAAAACAAGAGAAAGAGAACUCCCAACCAGCAGAGUUGUUCCAUCCUUCACUUGUAACAUCGGCACUCACGCAAGACCUGGGGCUGCAAGAAAUGAGGAUUAAUUGGGCACAUUUGCAGGAAAAGCAGGUUUAGGACAGGCUCUCAGCAGAACUGUUCUCAGCUGAGCCAAAAAGGCCCCUUUGGCAGCUGCAGGGCCAUUGGCAAUGCAGAGCCUCAGGCCAGAGGGAAGAAAAGGGCUCUGAGUUCCCCUUCUCUGACACUGAACCCUGUUCCCAGGCUGCUUCACACACAGGAUUCUUCUGGAGGACAGCGCACAGCUGAGAGUGGGCUCUGGCUGCUCCAUGUCGCGUGUCCUAAAGCUGCCUGGGAGAAGAAAUUUGGGGUCAGCUCUGCUGGCAAAAUCCCUCCUGGCACAGGGCACAGCGCCGGGAAGGGCUUUGCGUGCCGAGGCUUUGCUGCAGCCAAGGAAAGCUCCUGGCUCAGGGUCACCUUUGCUGCUCAGCCAGAGCCCCGAGUGCCCCAGCAGCAGCAGCAGCAGCAGCAGCAGCAGGAGGGAAUGGCAGCAUUGCCUCGGGCUGGCCCAGGAGGGGAAGAUUUCCCCAGGAGAGAGGCUCAUCUUCCAGUUUUGGCAUUCAGUCCGCUGCAGAUGCCUCAGUUCUGGCUGCCCAGCAGCUGGACAUGCAAGCCCAGGAGCUCUGUUCCUGGCCAGCCCCAGCAGGUGACAGCAAGGACAGGGCCCUGGCAGCUCCAGGACAUUUGCAGGGAGCGGCUUCAGAAGCGCUGGGGGCUGGGACUGGGUGCAGAAAACGCCCUGGGGGCCUGUGCAGCGAGGCAAAAGGAACAAAGUUUCAGUUGUGGCCUGGCUAGGGAGCACCAAAAUGGAUUCCUUUCCAUUGCCGGGUGUUCCCUGAGCCCCAGAGGAGAGCCUAGGGGGACAAGGAAAGGAGAGCGGGGCUGUGCAGGAGCGGGAGCAGCGAGAGAGCCCCGGCUGCAGGACUUCUUAUUCCCAAAGCUUGGCUGGAUGGAGAGGGAGGCUACAAGAAAGAGGAAGAUUCCCCGGGUCACCCAGGCAGACAAGGAGCUGAGGAUGGAGAGCAGGGAGGACAAAUCCCCACGGCAGAACCUCAUGGAAGAGACCAUUUUGAGCAACUCCAGGGCACAGGAAUCCAACGGGGAGGAAAAGCCCUGGAGAUCCCACAGGAGGAGGGGCUGCAAACCCAGCCCAGGGUGCUCCGAGGAGAAAAGACCCACCCUGUGCCAGGAAGGUGGACAGAGCUCCAGCCAGAGCUCAGAGCUGGAAGUCCAUGAGCAGGUUCACCAUGGGGAGAAGCCCUACAAGUGCUUGGAGUGUGGGAAGAGCUUCAGGCGGAGCAACAACCUGAUCUGCCACCAGAUGAUCCACACCGGGGAAUGGCCCUACGAGUGUGGGGAGUGUGGGAAGGGCUUCAGCUGCAGCUCCAAACUUGUCAUCCACCAGCGCAUCCACACUGGGGAGAGGCCCUACGAGUGUGCCCAGUGUGGGAAGAGGUUUCACACCAGCUCCAAUCUCCACCUGCACGAGCGGAUCCACACUGAGGAGAGGCCCUUCCGCUGCCCUGACUGCGGGAAGGGUUUCAACCGCAACUUCAGCCUCGCCACCCACCGGCGCAUCCACACUGGGGAGAGGCCCUACAAGUGUCCCCAGUGUGGGAAGAGCUUUACCCGGAGCUCUGCCUUGACCAAACACCAACGGAGGCACCAGUGAGGGAAGCCCUGCGAGUGCCCCAACUGCCGGAGGAGCUUUGUGCACCGCUCCAGCUUCAUCCCCCAUUGAAGAACCCACAUUGGGAAGAGCCCUGGUGAUCCCUGUUCCCUGUGAUCCAUGCUGGGAAGACACCUGUACCUUCUCCUGCCCCUGCCAAUGACCUGAUGUGGGAUUGAAGAACAUGAGGGUCUGGCCAUGGCCCUGUCAUUACAUUCACAACUAUCUCAGGUCAUUGCCAGGGACAGGAAAGGGACCCUCUCUCUCUCUCCCUGAGUAGAAGGGUGUCCUUUCCUGGCAGGAGGAAAUACAUGUCCGGGAAGGGACAGUCACUGAUGUUGAAAUUUUCCCUGUAAAUAGUUUUUCUUAUCCCUUCUGUUGUCAGUAUUGUUUCUGUUCCUGUUUGUUCUUUAUCUCGUUGCUGUUCCCAGUAAAUUGUUCUUAUCCCA